Archocentrus centrarchus (flier cichlid) is the source of this 4162-nucleotide messenger RNA. RefSeq names its product sushi domain-containing protein 2-like. Bases 346 to 2802 code for a protein of 818 amino acids. NCBI's taxonomy places the organism in Eukaryota, Metazoa, Chordata, Actinopteri, Cichliformes, Cichlidae. The record is from RefSeq and is a predicted model, not a curated record. The transcript is spliced from 16 exons.
UGUAUAUUUUCUUUAUAAUGUGUUCUUUUUAUGUCCACAUGCGCAGGUGCGCUGUAUCAUUAUUUAAAUAUCAUUACGAUAUGGAAUAUACAAUCUAAAAUUCAUUAACAAGAUAAUAAAUCUUUCAAACUGAUUAGUGUGAAGCAAGAGGUAGCUGAAGGCACACACGUGAAGAUUCGGCUGAGAAUGUUAUCAAAGAGUUGAUGAUUAAGCAGAUGUUUGUACAUGCAGAUAAUCAAAGGUUCAAGGUUUAGGAAAAUGCUGAGCGUAUAUAUAUGUGGGAAGAAAGUGCAGUUGCAGCCAGGAGUGUGUAGCAGAAAUCUUGGCUGACAGUUUGACUCUGUCAUGAUGGGAAGGUUCACAGUGAUUUUAUUAAUCCUUCUGCUUUCAUGUAUCUGCAGGACAUUAGGACAAACAUGUGAAAGAAACUGUGGGAAAAAAUUGGACUUGUGUUCAUGCCACACAACAUGCACAUCUCUGAGGAACUGUUGUGCAGACUAUAAAGAGUUCUGUGUGGAUAUCUUUCCAUAUUCUGGGUCUUAUUUUGGUGGCGCAGAUUUUAUCAUACUUGAUGCAAGUUUCAGUAUGACUUCACAGAUUGUAUGCAGAUUCAACGACAACACUAAUACAGUGGGAUAUGUGGAUGUCAACGGUGCAGGCCACUGUAUCUCCCCUCUCUUAUAUGAAACAGGAUGGAUUCCUUUGCAGAUCUCCUCUGAUAACGGCACUACAUUCACUAGAACUGGAGCCUGGCUUUCCGUUCAUACUGGUAAGCUGGAUUCCAAGUUCAAGGCGAUUCUGGACAACUCAACAAAAUGGCAGUACUAUGGCACACCCAAUGUUGGAGGCACUCUUAAAAUGACAUGGAAUACCUCUUUAGUAAGAGCAGAAAGGGUCAAUAUAGAGCUUUGGGGAUACAGAGAGACAGGAGAGCCCUAUUCAGAAUACUGGCAGGGAGAGUGGCAGUAUUUAUACUCACUUGCAAAGGAUCAGCCCAACAAUGGCUCCUUUAGCUUUUUGCCCAAACCAGCAGAGAACGGUUUUUCAAGUUGGGAGCUUGGUUCUGUGCGUGUCAGCCCCAGCAACCACCCUGACGGCAUGUGGAAUGUGGAAGCUGUGUGGACUGAGGAUCACGCUCUGGCAUGGCAUCUGGAGGAGAGUUUCAGGAAGAACUCAGCAGGCUGGGCCCUGGAGAAAUGUUUAGCAUGGGACAAGCUGGAAAAUCAGCUGCCCAACUUCCUCAGUGAGAUCAUAGACUGCCCGUGCACGCUGGCUCAAGCAAGAGCAGACACAGGCAGGUUUCAUACUGACUACGGGUGUGAUAUAGAGAAAGGGAGUGUGUGCACCUACCAUCCUGGGAGUGUUCACUGUGUGAGGGCUAUACAAGCCAGUCCCAAGUAUGGAGCAGGACAGCAGUGUUGUUACGACAGCACCGGCGCUCAGGUCUUGACAGCAGACUCGAUUGGGGGUAGUACUCCAGACCGAGCGCACGACUGGGGUUCACCUCCCUACAAGAAACCUCCUCGAGUCCCCGGGCUGUCUCACUGGGUCUAUGACGUCCUGAGCUUCUACUACUGCUGCCUCUGGUCUGACAACUGCAACUACUACUUCAAACAUCGGCCCUCCAGUGACUGCAGGCACUACAAGUCACCUGAAUCAGCUGUGGUCUUUGGAGACCCCCACUUCAUAACAUUCGAUGGUGUUAGCUACUCCUUCAACGGCAAAGGGGAAUACACAUUGGUGACCUCAGUGGAAAAACAGCUGACAGUCCAAGGCAGAACAGAGCCUGUGAAUGGAACAAUUAAGGCAACCAAGUUGUCAUCUGUUGCUAUGAGAGAAGCAUCCUCUGACAUUAUUGAGGUACGGUUGAUCAGCGGUCACAAUGGCCUCGAAGUGCUGCAUAAUCAAAAAUCCCUCUCCUUUACUGAGCAGACCUGGAUGGACUUGCAAGGUGCAUUUGUGUUUUCUCCUACCUCUACAAAUGUGACUGUGAUGUUUCCCUCUGGAGCCGGGGCGGAGGUCCGACUGAGAGAAGGAACCAUGACAACCACUGUGCUUCUGCCAGAGGAAUUUAAAAACUCCACUCUUGGACUUUUGGGAAAGAUGAACGGCAAUGUCGAAGAUGACCUUGUUCUCAGCAACGGGCAGCUUGUGCAGAACUCUAGCAAUCCAGAGGAACUGUUUGACUUCGGAGCCAGCUGGGCAGUAGCCAAUGAGUCUGCCUUGUUCACAUAUGAUUCAGAUUACCUGUUGGACACAUAUUACCAUGCCCCCAGACAUGACCCCAGUUUUAUUCCAGUGUUUUUUGCUCCUGAGAGUCCAGAUGAUCCACUGACCAAUCAAGUAGCAAAGAUAUGUUCUGGAGAAGGCUCUCCAUUCUGUAGGUAUGAUAUCCUGGUAGGCCGCAGUCCAGGAAUGGGAAAUGCUACCAGAGUGUCUUUCCAGAGUCACGUUUCUCUUGUAGAGGAUCUAAAGCCAGUUGUAUCCUGUGGGUGGCUUCCACCACCUAAUAAUGGGACAAAGGAAGGAACCACCUAUUUACAAGGAGCAGUGGUUCGGUUUUCCUGCAAUGACAGAUACACUCUCAAAGGACCAGCACAGCGAACAUGCCAGGCCAAUGGCCAGUGGUCUGGAGAGGAGACAACCUGCGUGGCUUCUAGUAAUGUCACAGGAAUUGUGGUCGGUUCAGUCAUUGGAGCUGUGACUCUGGCUGUGAUCAUAACAGCAAUCGUGCUCUACUCCAGAAAAGGGAAAAGAAAAGAUGAACAUUCAACAGGAAUGGAGACAAAUGAAACCUUUUAACCAGACCCUGCUGUAAUAUUUUACAUAAUCAUCCAUCUACUGAAUGCUCAGACAGUUUUAACAGUGUGGGUUUAAGUGCUCAAACACUUAAAACCACACUGUUAUAAUCCAGGUCUUAAUUUGUAUUUUCAUUCCUCCUCAUGGAAUUAGCAAAUGUUAAUAUUACAGACAGAAAACUUGCUGAAAAUGCACAAAAUUAACUUAAUGAAGCUUGACAAAAAUUCACAGAGGACCCCUCCAACCAGUGUUCAUCACCAUUAUGUUAUAAAUAAUCUGACACCACCACCAAUGACAGAGCUAUAAAAUGAAGGGAAUGGCAGAGACCAUGUUUAUUUUGGCACUUCUGAUUCUGAAUCCUGGCUGUGUGCCCUCCAUUCAUCAUGGUCGGUGGAGCUGGACACACCACGCUGCUCUCAUAGCCAAGUUAACUAAUAUUAAACAUUAAACAAAGCAAGUAAUGUGAUGUUAAUGGAAGUUACAUCAAUGAAGUGUCUCUCUCCACAUUUAAGGCUAGAUUAGCAACAAGUGGUCAUUUACAGUAGCAUUAUAUUUAACUGCUCCACUCAUGCUUUUUUCUCAUCUACCUCUUGUUUUCACUCCCAGAAAGAUAACUCCUCUUCAUUGUGACUGAGUUGCCCCCCACAAACAACAAGUUGCCUGCCUUGUUUCCCCUGCCCCCUGCUGCCCCUCUGAGCACAGAUCUUUGCACUUUUAAUAACGACAUAUGACUUAUUUAAGCUCCCUUUAGGUUGAAAGUUUUAAUUGUGAUGCGUUUCUUUUAGGUUUGUGAGUUCAUGUUGUCUUCAGGAAGUCAUAUGGAUGCUAUGUGUAAAAAUUGUGGUUGCCCUCAUCCAGUAAAAUGCAGCACCCUCAGUUUAAUAGAUAAACUGAAAGAACACUCCAAACACUCAUUAAGAAUAUACAUUUUUGGACUCCUGAAGAUACUGAAUAUUUAGAGAAAAAAAAACAAGUUUCUUCACUUCAUUGCUUGUGUACUUCUAAAAUGUUAUUAAAUGUUGUUACAUAGCUGGUUAUUGUGUAAAUUCUUCUGAAGCAAACUGAGAAGGUGAAUCUUGUGCUUGCAUCAAGUUACCCACAGUUUUUCAUUGUUGCUGUACGUUUCUGACCAGCCUUUUGUCUCUGUACAGUGCUGCACAUUUGAAUACACACCGGCAUGGUGAAAAAGAUAUAUAAUGAGGUAACAGAAACUAAAUACAGCUUGACGCUCAGGUUUAGGCCUAUCUGUUAUGGUGAUUAGUCCAGUUUAUUUUAUUCAUACCGAUAUAGAAAUAAUAGUUUUCUGUAUUUCUUCUCAGAUGAUCCACAAACAUUGUCUGCCAUCAAUGUCUUUGACAUUGAA